AGUCAGUCAAGUGGAUAUCCAACAACAUACUAAGAAUAUACUUAAACUCAAUGAACUCUUCCCAAAUAGUUGUGUUCAAGAACAUCGAUGUCGCUGAAGGCUUGGUGCAAUGAAUGUUCAUUAGACAUCGGGGGGCAAGAAAGUUUUAAAUUCAAUUUAAAAUAAAAAAGUUGCUUCUUUAAAGACGUAACAAAGACUUCUCCUGAAGACCGUCUCUACGAGACGCCUUUUUGUCAAAAAUAAAUUAAGAGUGCUAUGUGAGGCCAAAUGAAAGUCUUAUGAAAAUAAAAUAAGCUUGCGGAUGUCAAGAUCAACGUAAAGCUGACAAAGAGUAAAUGAAAAAGCGAGAAAUAAUAAAAAGUUCAAGACUGUUUGUAAAGAAAACAGGAAAAAUGUACAUUAAACCGUGAAACCAGAAGUCGCUCCCACAACUGUUGAUAAUUCUUACGCUAUUAUGAUUUCCGGUCAAUCUUAGUGAGUAGAUAUCAUUAUUUUGUUUUCUUUUUCUGAAGACAAAGCAUGCAGGACACCCCUGAGAUAAUCAGUCGAACGAGAACGAAGUGAAAUCAAUACAGUUUGCGGAAUGAAAUGAACUGUUGACAUUUGUGCUAGUAUAUUAGAAUAUGAUAUUAGCUACGGUCGAAAUCUUAAACGGGAAACAAGAACCUUCAUCACAUACAGAAAUCAAGGAGGAAAAUUAUUGAAUCAUAACCAAGAUUAUUGGCGAUGGCAAUCAGUGACAAUUUUUCUACUCUCAUCGUGGUUUUGUUCGCUGCGUUUUACACCACUGUUUUUAUUUUAUCGACCGCUGGAAAUACAUGGAUUCUGGUAACCUGUUAUAAGACUUUGAAACGAAGACACUUUCCGUUUAUGUGGUUAUUAGCUACUCUAGCGUCUGCGGAUCUCUCCUUUACACUUCUUACAGUUUUCAACUUUGUCGGCUAUUUUCAUCAAUGGGUAGGCGGCAACAGCUCUUGUAAACUACAGGGAUUCCUUCUUGAGGCGAGCUACACAGCUUCAAUCAUCACACUAGUGAUUAUAAGUUACCAAAGGCGAAAAGCUCUCACAGAUCCUUUUAACGCUAGAACAAGAAUUUGGCCACUCAAGGAAUACACAAAACUAGUCAUAAUUUGGGGUUUGAGCUUAGCCGUCUGUUCGCCUUUGUUGCGCAUUUACUACGUGGGGACGAGCAAGAACGAUGAAGUGGUUUGCAUUACAAAAGCGAGGGGAGACACAAUUCCAAAAAUAUACUACAGUUUGCAUACGACUUUUUUCUUUGCUAUUCCAUUGCUGUACAUUAUUCUAACGCAAUGCCGUAUUUUUCAUACUCUCCGAAGAAGCGUUGUACCAAUAAGUAAUUUGUUUAUGAAGAGAUCAAAUCAACGGCACAGGAAGGCUGCAAAGACACUCCUCGCUUUAACUAUAGCGUUUGUGUUAUGUUGGUCUCCUUUUAUGAUCACUCGAACACUAAUUUAUUUUCACAUGGCUUCUCCUGGACUCGUCUGGAGAGCGUCUCAACUUUUAAUUUUUCUCAAUGCCGCUCUGGAUCCGCUGUUAUACGGUUUUUUCGGUGGAAAUCUGAAGUCUUCAUUGCGAAGAGCCCUCCUCCGCAAGAAUUAUAUUUUAUGUUAUCAUCGACGCGUCGACAGAGUUCAGACAACCUCGUUUGGGUAGACUGCAUUCGGUAAAUGCACUGACAGUGUGACCGCAACAACAGCAAAACUUCAUGAAGGCUCUCUCAUGAGCUUUAAGCUUGCGCUUUAAUAGCAGAAUUAAUUUUUUAACCAUUGCCCUCCAUAAGGAAAGCCUCACCUCUAUGGUGCUGCAUUUUGUGGUCAACUAUUAAAUUGCAUGCAGGUUGCAGUGCACGUCAAGUUGUUCCUAGUAAAUCUGAAGCAAGCAGGAUAUAUGCAACGCCUAAGAUGAAGUUCAAAAAAAAAAAAAAAAAAAAAAAAGUCGGCGAUAACACUUCCUCUAAAAAGACAUCUUUAAUUACACUGGGCAUCAAUAUCAACGCCACAGUAAAGCAGGAUUUCCAUAGCAACAGAAGACACGUUCUCUCGAGGCGGCAAUCAAGACACUUUCUAUCAUUUUGCGAAUGGUUCUUACACUGUGGAUACAGCUACGCUAAAACAAUUGACUGCACUUUACUUUCAUAAGCAUAAAAAGGUAUUAAAAUUUCCAUUGUCAACAAGGGCUUAGACCAGGUGUUAAAAGUGAAGGAAAACCUAAUAUUUAUUUCUGAGGAGUUCUCCCUUAAUUGAGUACAGAUGCUUUUGGAAAAACAAUAGUAAUUAAAUUUCGAUCUGACCAACGUAAGGAAAGAUACAGCAAAAGGUUCUGUAACUCAUUAGGCCAAGAGUAUUCACAUGAAUACCCCCUGAGAGAAAUCUUUUCAAAUGAAAUAGCUUAUCACACCAGGUAAAAUGAAAACUUAGACUAGGCAAAAUCUGCAUGUUUAGGUGAUUUCAGUUUGGCCUAAAUCCCAUCGGCAAAGCUAAUUUCGUGUACUUUAAUUACCUUGCUGGUGCUUUCGCUCGACAUGAGUAAAACUUAACCUCGUUGGGUAGUGGAUUUUAUUUUUUUUUUCUAGUACUAAAGAAUCAUUGUUAAGGUAAAUCAAUCCACGGUGCUACUGACAACAUAAAGUUCUGCCUUCAUUUCAGUGUUAGAUGUUAUUCGAUACGAUUCAUUGCAAGCUGGCAUUUGCAUUUUACACAUGCAGUUAAAAGUAAAUACUAACGCAACAUAAGUGCAAUUAAGGAAAGCAGGAAAGCUGUUCAGAGGAAAAACCAACAGUUUUUUUUUGGAAUUACUUUCUUUUACCGGCUCUCAUUCCUCUUGGCCAAUAGCUAACGCUUAAGUUCAAAUACUCUCCAAAUUUUUCUUUCUAUUGAAAGAAAAGCCCUGUAACAUUACAACAAGGUGAAAAAUAUUUGCGGAAAAUGAGAAAGAACAGAAGCGGCUUCAGUACAUGUAAAUAAUCUUCAAACAUCGGGAGACAUUUGAACAUUUAAAAACUUGAGAAGCAGUUCAGUCGUCGUCGACAAGAAAUGGCUCUGGAGGACGGAAGUUUUACGCCAAAUGUGAAAAAAAAAAAACGCGAUUGCAACAUUACAACAAGGUGAAAAAUAUUUGUGAUCAGAAGCGGUUUCAGUAAAUAAUCUUCAAACAUCGGGAGACAUUUGAACAUUUGAAAACUUGAGAAGCAGUUCAGCCGCCGACAAGAAAUGGUACUGAGAAGCAAUUCAGCCGUCGACAAGAAAUGGCACUGAAGCACUGAAGUUUUACGACAAAUGCAAAAAAAAAAAAAAAAAAAAAA
Messenger RNA from Orbicella faveolata, 3322 nucleotides. RefSeq names its product QRFP-like peptide receptor. NCBI's taxonomy places the organism in Eukaryota, Metazoa, Cnidaria, Anthozoa, Scleractinia, Merulinidae. Gene Ontology annotation, cellular component: plasma membrane. Gene Ontology annotation, biological process: G protein-coupled receptor signaling pathway. The record is from RefSeq and is a predicted model, not a curated record. Gene Ontology annotation, molecular function: G protein-coupled receptor activity.